Molecule: messenger RNA, 1338 nt
Organism: Saccharomyces paradoxus
Lineage: Eukaryota; Fungi; Ascomycota; Saccharomycetes; Saccharomycetales; Saccharomycetaceae
Gene: RPN5
Product: proteasome regulatory particle lid subunit RPN5
Exons: 1
Coding region: 1-1338 (445 amino acids)
Cellular component (GO): proteasome regulatory particle, lid subcomplex; nuclear proteasome complex; cytoplasm
Source: RefSeq, a predicted model, not a curated record
AUGUCAAGAGAUGCACCAAUUAAGGCUGACAAGGAUUAUAGCCAGAUUUUGAAGGAAGAGUUUCCUAAGAUCGAUUCGCUUGCUCGAAAUGAUUAUAACUCUGCUUUAGACCAAUUGUUAUUGUUGGAGAAGAAAACGAGACAAGCCUCAGAUCUGGCCUCCUCGAAAGAAGUUCUAGCUAAGAUUGUGGACCUGUUAGCAUCAAGAAAUAAGUGGGACGAUCUAAAUGAGCAAUUGACUCUACUCUCAAAAAAGCAUGGUCAAUUAAAAUUAUCGAUUCAGUACAUGAUACAGAAGGUUAUGGAAUAUUUGAAAAGCUCGAAAUCUUUAGAUUUAGACACCAGAAUUAGUAUCAUUGAAACGAUCAGGGUGGUUACGGAGAAUAAGAUAUUUGUGGAAGUAGAAAGAGCUAGAGUCACCAAAGAUUUAGUGGAUAUCAAGAGGCAGGAGGGUAAGAUUGAUGAAGCCGCGGACAUCUUGUGUGAAUUACAGGUUGAAACUUAUGGCUCUAUGGAAAUGUCGGAAAAGAUCCAGUUUAUAUUAGAGCAAAUGGAAUUAAGUAUAUUAAAAGGUGAUUAUUCCCAGGCCACGGUGCUUUCAAGAAAAAUUUUAAAAAAAACUUUUAAAAGUCCUAAAUAUGAGUCAUUGAAACUAGAAUAUUAUAAUCUUUUGGUAAAGAUUAGUUUGCACAAGAAGGAGUACCUAGAAGUAGCACAAUAUUUGCAAGAAAUUUAUCAAACGGACGCUAUUAAAUCAGAUGAGGCUAAAUGGAAACCUGUUUUAUCCCACAUUGUAUAUUUCUUGGUCCUCUCGCCUUAUGGCAAUUUACAAAAUGAUUUAAUUCACAAAAUUCAAAAUGACAACAACCUGAAAAAAUUAGAAAGCCAAGAAUCUUUAGUUAAAUUGUUUACUACAAAUGAAUUAAUGAGAUGGCCAAUAGUUCAGAAAACUUAUGAGCCUGUUUUAAAUAAAGAUGAUUUGGCAUUUGGUGGAGAAGCCAAUAAGCACCACUGGGAAGAUCUACAAAAAAGAGUCAUCGAGCACAAUUUGAGAGUUAUUUCCGAAUACUAUUCUAGAAUCACUCUAUUAAGAUUGAAUGAGCUGCUGGACCUAACAGAGACCCAGACAGAAACAUAUAUCAGUGAUUUGGUCAACCAAGGCAUCAUAUACGCUAAAGUUAAUCGCCCAGCCAAGAUCGUCAAUUUCGAAAAACCAAAAAACUCAAGCCAACUAUUGAACGAAUGGUCACAUAAUGUCGAUGAAUUGUUAGAACAUAUAGAAACCAUAGGCCAUUUGAUUACGAAAGAGGAAAUCAUGCACGGUUUGCAGGCCAAAUAA